AUGCAAAACAUUAUACAAAGUGGUUCAGAUGAAGAAACAGAAUUUAUAUUCGAUUCUAAUACAGUUCAACUUAAUGAUAGUAAGACUAAAAUAUCAAAAGCUAAUGUAAAUUAUUUAAUCUAAUUAUGAUUAUAGAAUGAGAUUAUACAAUUGAAUGAGUAAAAUAAAGAAUUAGCCACUUAACUUAAUAAACAGAAUGAAUUACUUGAUUUAAAACAUAAGUAGAAUUAAUAAUUAUAAAUAGAAGGUAUAAAUGAUGUUUAAAAUUAUUAGUAAUAAAAUUGAAAGAAUUAGUUGAUGAUAGAGAACUUAAACUAUUAUAAUCUAUGAAAGAAAAACAAUAAUUAUAGAAUGAUUUAAUCAAUUUACAUGAUAUUUUGGAUUAAACUACUUAAAGAAAUGAUCAAUUAAAUUCUGAAGUUUUUGCAAUUAGAUUAACUAUGGAAUAAUUAUAAUGUAAAAAUAUUGAAUUAUUAUAGAAACUACAACAAUGUGUAAAGAAGACACAAAUUAAGCAUUACUGAGAGAAUUGAGAUUGAAAGAAAAUCUUGAUUAAUAAACUAAAGUUAUUAAAUAAAAUGAAGAAACAAUUAGAAAACUAUCUAAUGAGCUUAAUUAAAAAUAAGCUUAAUUUAAAAUAGAUAUUCAAAAUAGAGAUAACAUAAUAUAAGAUUUAAAGAGAUAACAUGAUUUAUAAUUGUAAUAGAAUACUGAAAUAAUUUCUGAAUUAAUAGAAUUUAAGAACUAAAAUCUAUAAAAUUCUGUAAUGAGUAAAGAUUAUAAACCAGAACUUACUAAAAUGACUAAGGAUAUUGAGGAAUAUAAAAAUAUAAUUAAAGGUUAAACUCAUUAAAUUAGCAUUUUAAAUGAAAAGAUUUUGGCACUCUAAAAUUAAUUAUCAAAAUCUGAAUAAUCUAUUGCUAAUUAUUUAAUUGAAAUAUAAUAGAUAAAAUAAAAAUUAAAGGAAAAAGAAUAAGAAUUAUAAAUUAAACUUAAUGAAAAUAUUUUGAUAAUUGAUAAAUUAAAUACUUAAAUUUAAUAAUUGACUAAUUAAUUGUAAUUGUUAAAAAAUUAGGAUUAAAAAAUUAAUUUUGUUAGAAGUAUUUCUUAACCUUCUGAUGAAAAAUUUAUUAAAGAUUUAUAAUUAAAAACAGAAUAAAUUACUAUGUUAUAAAAUGAAAAUAAUUAAUUAGUUAAAUUAAUUGAAACAUUAAAAAGUUAGAAAUGUAUUCAUUUAUUUAAUUAAUUUAGCUGAUAAUCAAGGAAAUGAAAUACUUAAAGUUAGAUAAUUAGAAUCAGAAUUAAAAAAUCUCUAAUCAUUCAUUUAUGAUAGUCCUUUAGUAGUAUUAUUUAAUCUUCUUGAAGACAGAUUAUCAAAAUAAUAAUAAAAAAGUUUUGAAAAUAAGAAAAAAAUUUAAGAGUUUUGGAGCAAUCAAUUAAAAUAAUGGGUAGAAGGUUUUGAAGAAUUAAAAAAAGCAUUUGGUGGUUUAAAAAUAUAAUUCAAAUAUGAUCUCAAGUAUCCUGCUCAAUAAUUAAAUGAAUGA
Messenger RNA from Paramecium primaurelia, 1544 nucleotides. NCBI's taxonomy places the organism in Eukaryota, Ciliophora, Oligohymenophorea, Peniculida, Parameciidae. The record is from the annotation of a GenBank genome assembly.